CUCAAUCUCAUCUUGGCUUAUUGUCUGCCAUCGUUGACUGUCCUCCCACACCGACGUCUCUACUACUGUACGUAGUAAACGAUGGCGCUGAGGAGGAAAUCGUCGUCAAAGGCUGCGAUAAAGCCCAAGACUGCCCAGAAAACGCUGUUUGAUCUAUUUCCGAAGAAGCAUAAAGUGAUAGAAGAGCCUACAAUUUCUCAGCCUGCUCUAUUAGAGGUCGCCAGUGGUAAAGAGGGUGCCGACGUCAUAAGCGGCGUUGAACAGCCAGCCAGCGAAAAUUCUCGUUUUAAUGAAGUGGAACUCGUCCCUACGCCUCCAAUAUCCUCCUCUCCGAUCCCAUUUGACAUUGAAGAAGUCAUCGUCAACCUUUCUGAUGCCGACACCGAACCUGACCAGCCUUCGCUAUCGCAAUCUACAAUUCGCCCUUUAAAAUCACAGCCUUCUUUCGGUGGCGGCUCUCAACAUGACCCCAUUGUCAUCGAAUCGUCGUCUCCCGUGAAACCUCGGCCAGUACAGCCAUAUUCCAUAUUUGCGCCGCGUCCUAAACGAGCGGCUACUCCAGCAAGUCCACGAAAAACACACACAAAACUCUUAGAUGCUCCCUACCCCAGUAGAGAUACACAGCAUGUUCGUGGUCCUCAGACUACAUACCAGACGACACCGUCUCAGACCGCGCAGUCAUUAUUUCAAGCACAACCCGUAACUAAAUCGGAAUGCGGAAUGCCACUUAACAAGACGUCAUAUCUAGCAGAACUUCCAGAGUCGCAUAGAGACCACCCCGCUAUUUCUCGACUGACGUCUAACUCGUCGGUUCCUAAACAAAACCAAAAACUCUGGACGGACCAGUAUCGUCCAACCUGUGCAGAUGAAGUUUUGGGAAACGAGCAAAACGCCCGGUAUCUUCGUGAUUGGCUCCGGGCGCUCCAGCUAGAACUCAAAGAUCCCCCAGCUUCCACCCAGUCUUCCCAGUCUAGUCCUUCUCACUUCUCACAAACAAAGUCCGCGACAACUAAAAGGCCUCGCGUGACGCGCCGGGUGUCGAAGAGGCGUGGCCGGAAGAAGCAAAGAAUCGAUUCUGAUGAGGAGGACAACUGGACUGUUCAUUCUAGUGAAGAUGAUUCCUGUUACCCUACCAGCGAAGACGAACAGAUGAACGGGCUCACGAGACUGAAGCGUAAAUCGCACUUCGAAGAUGAGUAUGUUCCCCCUUCGUCACCGCUACAGGCUCCUACCCAACCACUCUUUAUGGACUUGACGAAUACGAUUGUCCUCGCGGGUCCGUCUGGCAGUGGCAAGAGCGCUGCCGUCUAUGCCUGCGCCGCAGAGAUGGGAUGGGAGGUCUUUGAGGUGUAUCCGGGGAUAGGGAAGCGGAAUGCAUCCAAUCUAGACAACCUGGUAGGGGAAGUGGGCAAAAACCAUCUGGUUCGGAAGGUCCGCCGGGAAGAAGACCGGGAUGAGAAUACACAUGCGAAAGAGAAACUCGCUGCAAUGCUUUGCGGAAGAAAAUCUGCACCCGAGCAUACGUUGACGGAACCGACUGAUGCAGGUCCAUCAAACAGACAAGUGAACCAGUCGCUGGUCCUUUUAGAAGAGGUCGACAUUUUAUUCAAGGAGGAUACUAAUUUUUGGCCUGCUGUAACGAAUUUCAUCAAGGAUUGUAAAAGGCCUGUAAUUUGUACUUGUAACGGUAAGCAAGCGUUCCCCGGUUCACCUCUUUUCCGUGGUCUGAUUUGGGACUAUUUUGGGAUAGAUAUCACUCUCCUGCCCCUUGAUGAUCUGCCGUUGCAGCAGAUUUUACAUUUCAGACCAUGCGAGAGCAGCUUGGCGACUUCGUAUCUGCAGAGCAUGUGUGCGGCUGAAGGAUAUCUUAUCGACCGGAAGCAAAUUGCCCAGGUCUACGAGCCUUCACUUGAGAACCACGAUGCUAUUCCAGAUCUGCGACGGACUAUUCACACACUACAGCUAUGGUGCCCCGGAUAUGAUGUUGAUUCAGAUUGGCCGCUUCACCAUCAGCCCUUCGUACAUGAGGAAUCUGCAUCGUCAAGCCAAUACUUCCUCUCUUUGGGUGAACCACUAAGCCCGAAUGGGUUUGUGGCUCGACACGCCGAAUCACUCUCAUUUUUGGACUCGCAUCUGAGAAGACAAGAUGAGGACAUGCCGGAGGCUAUUGCAUUUAGCCAAGCGCAAGCGUCAGCAGAUGACGAAGUUGGUCACACCAUUCUCUUUAACACGCGAGACAGCAUUACCAGGCAGGAUUCUUAUGGGGAUGGUGAUCAAGACAGGAUGAUCAUGUCAACGGCCAUACGACUCUCGCGUGGUGGGAUUUUCGGCAGGAUGCGAAACACGAAUUUGAGUGCGCACGCCGGCUAUCGAGAUGUGAUCAAAACAUUCGGGAAGAAUGUGAUGGGAGCACAAGCAUUGCGAGGGACGGCAUUUGACGUUGAUUACUUACCCUGGAUUCGACAGAUCGUUUUGGCGGACGAUGAAGAGGAGAAAAAGGCAAACAGGGCCGAGAUACGGGUCGGGCGGCGUACACGGAACAGCCAGGGUCAACGGUACUUUUCAAUGUCGCUCGUGUCGACAAUGGCAGACCAUUCCGACACUCUACCACAUACAUCACCCCAGAUUGGACACAAGUCUUCUUCGUCUCCGUCAAACAGGGAGCAAUCAAGUAGGCUUUCGCCUGUAGUCCCAUUGGCGCCUCUCGAGUACCUGCAAAACCAGCGUCGGGGUUCCAUUACGGAUCCGUCGCUCCAUGCCGCGCCGUCAAAACAAAAUCCAAGCUCUCACUUCCUUCGGCAACAGAGCGACUUGGCCAGCUCUUCGACAUUCAAAGGCGGUAUGUCUGAUCCACGUCCGAGCUCACCUUAUGUGUUCGGAGAGGCGACAAGUCGGUCUGGAGAUGGGAAUGCACAAUUACGCAAGCUGUUGCGGUCGCCUUCACAAGAACAGGAUCGAGCGCCGGGACCGUCGGAGGGAGGGAGUAAUGCAAAGGGGAGUAGCGCGCGACAUCAGACGUCCGGCGGGGCGACAGAAGGAGCCGGACAAGCGAAGGAACGGGAUGAAAUGCAGAUGGACACGGAGGGGCGUGGGCGAGGACUACCACGAGAGCCAGUACCAUUCGACUAUUCGAUGCGACGACAUUCAAUUGCAGUGGGCCAAGAGUCACCUGGGAGACUGCAGGGCAAGAAACGGAAGAUGUCAAGCGAGCGAGCAGGAUUUUCUGGGCAGGAUAUAGACCCGCAGCUGAUUGGGCCAGGCGUCGGGAACAAGAUGGACGUGGACGAGGGGCCGGCAUUCAAACGGCGGGGCUCGGCAGUGGACACGGCUCGGAUCGCGCAGCUAAGUCUGAACGAGCGGCGGAAUUCAACCGACGGGCGGGGCGGGCAGUGGCCAUGGGUCGACGGCAGACGCGAUUCUUCGUCGUUGGGUGGCGGCUACCCUUCGCCGGCUUCGGCUGUUUCCGGCACGGACGGCCGGCAUCAGCCCUCUAGCUCCGGAAUUGCAUCUUUCGCGUGGCCACAUUCUGACCAGAGUCCAAUGCAGCACCAUCCCCUCGACCACGACCCUCACCGCCAGUUCGAUCCCAUGUCGAACAUUCCCAUCAUGCCACCAAUCAAUUUCCCUCCUGACAGGGCUCUCGAUAGGAGGAUGUCCGUUCCCGACAAUCUCAAUCCGUCGUCGAAUCCUGCUGGCCCGACCAGGGUUCUGCGCUCAAGGUCGCGUCCUCCAUCGCGUCAAAUGCGCUCCCAAGAGGCUUCAGAAGAACCAACUUCGGCUCCAUCUCCUCCUGGAUCCAGCAAGCUCUCCAAGGACGUUGGCGCAACACCAUACUCCCGCUCUCCCGAGCUUCGUGUUUCCCAUAAACUCGCAGAACGGAAGAGAAGGAAGGAGAUGAAGGAUCUUUUUGAUGAGCUAAGAGAUCAGCUGCCGGCUGACCGUGGUAUGAAGGCUAGCAAGUGGGAAAUUUUAAGCAAAGCUAUCGAUUUUGUCGCUCAGCUCAAACAAAGCCAUCAAGAAAUGGCUCGCGAAAUCGACAUGCUUAGACACGAGCUCGAGGCCCGUCAAGGCGGUGGUCUACCUCCCUUUCCCCCAGGCGGCGGCCCGCCAGGGCAUCCUGUCUACGGUCAGCCUCCGCCAGGCGUCCCGCCAUAUCCAUUACCUCCGCCAGCCGCUCUCCAGCAGCAUCCGCCACCGCUCUCUAGACCGGCCUCUUCUCAGGGUGUCUUCCCUCCUGGCAACGGCCCCGCCGUUCCGUCUCAAAACGGAAAUGUCAAUAGACCAGAUGGUCCUACAUGACCACCAUGUUUUGCUUUCAGUUUGUAUCCAUAGGCGUGUUGUUUCUUUUUGUGAUGGGGCAUUUCUUUUUUCUUUUUUCCUCGAAUUGGUAUCCCAGAAAUUAUUCUGUCGGUACCGGUGAUGUUUUCUGCACUCGCUAUUACAUCUACUCUUGACUGUUGCCCGUUGCGCAUAUAUCCAUGUUGUAUCCAUAUCUGAAGUACGGGGAGUGCAUCGCCAUU
Molecule: messenger RNA, 4520 nt
Organism: Desarmillaria tabescens
Lineage: Eukaryota; Fungi; Basidiomycota; Agaricomycetes; Agaricales; Physalacriaceae
Exons: 7
Coding region: 82-4299 (1405 amino acids)
Cellular component (GO): nucleus
Molecular function (GO): protein dimerization activity; DNA binding
Source: RefSeq, a predicted model, not a curated record